Nerophis ophidion (straightnose pipefish) is the source of this 906-nucleotide messenger RNA. It is a transcript of the gene cryba4, whose product is annotated as crystallin, beta A4. Bases 203 to 847 code for a protein of 214 amino acids. The record is from RefSeq and is a predicted model, not a curated record. The transcript is spliced from 6 exons. Gene Ontology annotation, molecular function: structural constituent of eye lens. Gene Ontology annotation, biological process: lens development in camera-type eye; visual perception. NCBI's taxonomy places the organism in Eukaryota, Metazoa, Chordata, Actinopteri, Syngnathiformes, Syngnathidae.
ACCCUUAACACGAAGGAUUACAUACUGGUAUCUAAAAUAAAACAGUUUUCCAAACUGGACUUUUAAUCGACGCAGGUGGUAAUAAUUAAAGGAAGACCAACGCCGGAGCUAAAAUGUUUGUUUCAGACAGUGAUCUCCAUCGAGACAGAGAGACUUUUAAAACCGAAGAAAGAUAAGGAAGACUUCUAUAAACAAGUUAUCGAUGCUUUUGUUCAGAAGGAGCUGCGCAUGGACUUCAUUUAUAAGUAAAGACAUCAUGACUCACCACUGCACCAAGUUCUCUGGACACUGGAAGAUCAUCGUGUUCGACGAGGAGUGCUUCCAGGGCCGCCGCCAUGAGUUCACGUCCGAGUGCAGCAACGUGAUGGAGUUGGGCUUCGAGACCGUGCGCUCCCUGCGGGUGGAGAGUGGAGCCUGGGUGGGUUACGAGCACGCCUCCUUCCAGGGCCAGCAGUUGGUUCUUGAGCGCGGCGAGUACCCGCAGUGCGACGCCUUCGGCGGAAGCAACGCCUACCACAUCGAGAGGUUGACCUCCUUCCGGCCCAUCGCAUGCGCCAACCACCGAGAGUGCCGCAUGACCAUCUUUGAGCGGGAGAACUUCCUGGGUCGCAAAGGCGAGCUGAGCGACGACUACCCCUCCCUGCAGGCCAUGGGCUGGUGCAACAACGAAGUGGGCUCUCUGCGGGUCCAGUCGGGAGCCUUCGUGUGCUACCAGUACCCCGGUUACCGUGGUUACCAGUACAUCAUGGAGUGCGACCGUCACUGCGGCGAGUACAAACACUUCAAGGAGUUCGGCUCCCACAGCCAGACCCCCCAGAUCCAGUCCAUCCGCCGCAUCCAACAGUGACCCUUAACCUUUGACCCCCGCUGCUUUCCAGCUGAAUAAACUGUUUUUCCUAAACAUCA